Molecule: messenger RNA, 2396 nt
Organism: Diorhabda carinulata
Lineage: Eukaryota; Metazoa; Arthropoda; Insecta; Coleoptera; Chrysomelidae
Gene: bou
Product: U-scoloptoxin(05)-Sm1a
Exons: 4
Coding region: 127-687 (186 amino acids)
Biological process (GO): regulation of synaptic transmission, cholinergic; positive regulation of voltage-gated potassium channel activity; sleep
Source: RefSeq, a predicted model, not a curated record
AUCUAAAAAAAACAGGUGUGGUUAUGAAGCAUAAGUAAUAUGUCAUUUCGUUGAACAAUAUUUUAUUUUUUGUUUACCUAUGUUUAAAAAUAAUAGGUCUUUCAAAUAAAAUUGAUAAACAACAAAAUGUGUAGCUCCCAAUUUUUACUUCCUUUUAUUAUUUUUAAUAUUUUCAUCAAUAUUUCAUAUGCAUUGAAUUGCUAUCAAUGUUCAGGAAAUGAUUCAAACAAACCAUUUCAAUGCAAUGAAUGGUUGUCUAGUGAUAUAGACAUUAAUCCAGAACCUUGUGACAGUAUUUUUGGCGCAAAAUACUGUAUAAAACAUGUUGGCAGAUUUGAAGCUUUCUGUAUAAAGUGCUACCAAUGUUCUUCUUCAAAAACAAUUGAUUGCUCAGAUGGAAUGAUUCACAUGGGUGGAUUAAAGCCUCAAAGUUGUGAUGAUGUUUUUGAAGCCAAAUAUUGCAUAAAAUCUACUAGUCUCGAUGGAGGCAUAGGAGCUAAAAGAUUUUGUUCUUCGUUAGAUCUUGGAAACUAUUGUAAUUAUGUAAAACAGCCUGGAGAUUCUUUAACUUAUCGAACAUGUGUGUACACCUGUACAGGAGAAGGUUGUAAUCCUGCAAAUACGAAAAAACCGUAUUCUUCAUUAUUGUUGUCAGUUACAACUUUAUUAAUGUUACGAUUUAGGUAGUCUAAUUUUGGAUAUGUCAAAAUUGACAAUCGUAUCUAGCAUAAGAGGCUUUUAUAUAAUGUAUUCCGUCCAAAGUCAGUAUUUUAUAAACAUAUUUUUACAUUAUAAACUCAUAUUUACACGGAAUUAAAGUGGUAGAUGUUUUUUAAAUUGAUUUUUUUCAAUUCCUUUUCAAAUUAAUCGACCGUUAUGAUUUUUUAUGCAUGGAUAGCUUAUAUGUAAUGCUAGGCCUUUUAGUUAUAGACUUAGGGAAAAAAUAAGACUUUUAUUUUGUAUGAAAAAUUGCACUUCAUUCAAUAAUUACUUUUUACACAUAUUUGUUUAUAAUUCUUCUCUGAUAAAAGUCCAAUAUCUUGCUUCUUCUAGAUCCCCAUCUUGAAUAUAAUAGUUUAUUGUUAGUCAUAAAUUGAGUUCCAAAAAGGGACUUCGGUCAACAAAAAUGGUCCGUAAAUAUGCUUUCACUAAAAGAUACAGAUACCAGAUAAGAAUUUUUUGUGAGGGUCCAAUAAAGACCUUAUCCGCAACCUGGUAUGGUAAAGGUCAGGCUAACCAAACAAGAUCCUUAUCGAGAUAAUGUUUUGAUUAGGAUUACUUUACAUAGUUCUAACCAGGACUGCUAAUCAUGAUUACCUAGUAUGUGAGGAUUUCUAAAACCAUUAAAAUAUUGACUUUGUAAAGAAAUCCAUUAUAAUGCAUUUAUGAGUCUAUUUUAGUCGGUUGCAGCAGUUAAAUGUUGAAAAUCUUAUGACCAACUUUAAGGGUGAUCUAGACCUACUAAACAAGGAUAUUGUACAUCGGAAAAGCCUUACUGGCUCGACUAUAGAAGGGCUUCACAGUGAAAAGGUUAAGCUGUUCAUUUUGAUCUCUCUGGUGGUAAUUUACCAUAUAUAAAGGAUUUAAAUAAAUUGAAAAACGUUUACUGAUGCCGACUUUAUUUAAAAAUAAAAUCUACUCGAUAGUAAAAAUGCAUAAACAUCUAACAGUAGAUAAAAAAAAUAUGAAAAAAUAGCUAUUUUCACGAAACAUUUUACAUCCAUAUUAAAAAUAUCAAAUCUUCACAUUUUUUAUAAUUUAUUCGUUUAUCAAGAAGAUUUAAUAAUUUUUUUUCUUCGACACAAACAAUUUUCUAAUCCUAUUUAAUACUGCUUGUGCUUAUUUAUUAUUACAAUCUCUUCAUCAGUAAGUAGGUCUGUUUGACCUAAUAAAUGACAAUUAGAAUAUAAAAAACUUGAAAAUCUGUCAUAUUAGACUAUUUUCUCAUCCCUUUGCGCAUUAAUUCUCCUUUCGUAUCAAAUUUAUACUUUCUCAUCAAUAUACUUUGAUAAUAAUUGUAAUUUUUAGAUUGUUUAUUAUUAGGGGAUGUAAUCACAAAAUGAUUAAUACAUUUAGACACAAUUUGGGAUAAUAAUAAAUCAAAAUUCUAAUCCUUCACAUUCUAUUCACCGGAUCUGAUUCUCAGUGAAUUUUUCCUGUUUCCUAACUCUAAAAGUGAGAUAUUUUCAUACAAAGAGUUCUAAUGGUUCGUUAUCAAGUCAAACUGCAUACAUCACUAUCAUCGAAUAAUAUUGAACUGCAAAAAUUUUUAUAGCGUUCCUUUUGCAUGAAAACACAAAAAAAUGAAUUAAUUCAAUUGUAGCUUAUUUAAUUUGGCUUAUUUUUUAUUUUUAUUUCAUUUUUCUGAAUUUUUUGUUAGAAUAAAAUAGCAGAAU